This is a messenger RNA of Tympanuchus pallidicinctus (lesser prairie-chicken), 1378 nucleotides long. RefSeq names its product 3-hydroxyanthranilate 3,4-dioxygenase (gene HAAO). Gene Ontology annotation, molecular function: 3-hydroxyanthranilate 3,4-dioxygenase activity; iron ion binding. The record is from RefSeq and is a predicted model, not a curated record. The transcript has 11 exons. Gene Ontology annotation, cellular component: cytoplasm. Lineage: Eukaryota; Metazoa; Chordata; Aves; Galliformes; Phasianidae. Bases 133 to 1047 code for a protein of 304 amino acids. Gene Ontology annotation, biological process: quinolinate metabolic process; 'de novo' NAD+ biosynthetic process from L-tryptophan.
UGAGCCUGAAGACACCUCCUCUACCAACCAAUCCUGAGCUCUGGGGACCGAGUUGCCUGUGGUUUGCUUACGGAAAGAGCACAGUGCAAACUCAAACAUCUUCCUCAAAAGCUUCGUAGUAGCUGGUGGACCAUGGAGCUUCUUGUGAAUGUCAGACAAUGGAUAGAAGAAAACAGGGCAGCCUUUUUACCACCUGUGUGCAACAAGCUUAUGCAUCGAUAUCAAAUGAAUGUGAUGUUUGUUGGAGGGCCUAACGAAAGAAAGGAUUAUCAUAUUGAAGAAGGAGAAGAGCUUUUUUACCAAGUGAAAGGAGACAUGUGCUUGAAGAUAAUCGAAAAUAAGAAGCAUAAAGACAUUGUCAUCAGAGAAGGGGAGAUGUUUCUCCUACCUGCUCGAAUACCUCAUUCUCCUCAAAGAUAUGCAGACACUGUAGGUCUUGUAAUUGAGAGGCAAAGACAAAAGACAGAAAUGGAUGGGCUCAGAUACUAUGUGGGAACAUCAACUAAUGUGCUCUUUGAAAGAUGGUUUCACUGUGAAGAUCUUGGCACUCAACUUGCACCAAUAAUUCAAGAAUUUUUCAAUUCCAAGCAAUAUAAAACCGGAAAACCAAAUCCAGAAUUCUUGAUCUGUGGAGAAGAUGCAUCCUGUGAUGCUGAGCAGGAUUCUUAUGAUGAGCUCCUGAAAGAAACACCCUUCCCACUAAAUUGCUCUUCUGUAAUGGAGCCAUUCUCCUUCCAAGGCUGGUUGAAUGAUCAUCGGGGAGAAAUAAAUCAGAAGCAAUCCUUGAGAAUGUUUGGAGAUACCUUUGAAACGGAGGUUAUAGCUUAUGGACCAGGAACAACUGAAAAAUGCAAAAAGAAUUCAGAUAUCUGGAUAUGGCAGCUGGAGGGUGCAUCUACCUUUACUGUGGAUGGCAAAACUCUGACUCUAACUGCUGGUGAUAGCCUUCUUGUCCGUGCCCAAAGUUUGUACUGCUGGAAGAGAUCUGAGGAAUGUGUUGCUCUUUAUAUUGCUCAGGAUCCAAAACGCAAGCAGCCUUAUAACUAGUUUAUGUAGCACUUGACUUUGAUGAUAAAGAAGUUUUAACCUAUUUGUCUCAUCUUAAUCAUCUUUUAGUCAGAAUGCCUGGAAAUACGAACAAUCUAACACAAUGGUUACACUGGAAUUAAGUGUAAUCAAGUGCUAUGCCUUAUAAUAACUUCUUUUUCCCCAAGUAGGUAAAAAUUCAGUAAAAUCUUCAACCAGUAAUUAUGUUAAAAACCAAACAAAGCCAUACUUCUUACAUGAAAGCAACUGAAAACAGAUCCAAGUAAUGGGAUUAGAUAUACAGUAAUAUAAAUGAUACUAUCUAGAAUAAAUUAAAAGUUUUCAAAUGCAA